AUGGUGAAUAUCGAGAGACUUUGGAGAGACUACGUGAACUUUGAGCAAAGCAUCAACUCAGCUACAGCGGAGAAAAUGGUUGGUGAUCGAGGCCGUGAAUAUAUGAAUGCACGUCGUGUCGCAAAGGAAUUUGAAGCAAUUACUCGCGGAUUAAAUAGAAACAGACCUAGCAUACCUCCAUCAGGAAAUCUGGAUGAACAGAAACAAAUAGAACUAUGGAAAAAGUAUAUAGCUUGGGAGAAAUCAAAUCCUCUACGAACUGAAUUCAUUUCUCUUGUGACUCGAAGAGUUGUGUUUGCUUUUGAACAGUGCUUGUUAUGCUUGGGACACCAUCCAGAAAUAUGGUAUGAUGCUGCGCGUUUUUUGGAGAAAAGUUCUAAAAUACUAACUGAAAAAGGAGUGUUCUCUGCAGGAAAAACUUUCAGCGAUGAAGCUUCAGCAUUUUAUGAAAGGGCCACUUCCACCUGGGUAAAGAAAAAUAUGCUUUUGGUUUUUGCGUACGCAGACUUCGAAGAAGAGAGAUUGAAGCACGAAAAAGUUCACCAAAUUUAUAAACGUUUUCUUGACAUUCCAGAUAUUGAUCCAACACUAGCAUAUGUACAAUAUAUGAAAUUCGCACGGAGAGCUGAAGGGAUGAAAUCUGCACGAACUGUGUUCAAGCGUUCCAGAGAAGAUCCUCGGUCAAAAUUCCAUGUGUUUGUUGCGGCCGCAUUGAUGGAAUAUUAUUGCAGCAAAGAUAAGAACAUUGCCUUUAGGAUAUUUGAAUUGGGACUGAAACGGUUUCCUGGCAAUACUGACUACAUUCAGUAUUAUAUAGAUUAUCUUUCUCAUUUAAAUGAAGAAUCUAGCACUCGGGCUUUGUUUGAACAAAUAUUGUCUUCUAACAGUAUUGAGAAAGAAAAAUCAGUUUUAAUAUGGAAUAGAUUUCUCGAAUUUGAGACAAAUAACGGUGAUAUGGAAAGUAUAACCAGAGUAGAAGACAGAAGAAGAGUUUUCUUGGGACAAAUAAAUGAAUUUGAAGGUAAGCAAACUGCAAUGCUUGUGGAUAGAUACAAGUUUCUUAAUUUAUAUCCAUGCACAAGAGCUGAACUGAAAGCGAUGGGCUAUGAGAAAAUUGCAAUAGCUGCUCAUAAACAAUAUCAUCGUUCUACAACUAGCACUUUGUUGGAACUAGAUGAACACGCUCUUAGUAUGCCACGGCCGGAUUUUUCCCAAAUGAUUCCGUUCAAGCCUCAAUCAAAUGCCCUACCUGGUUGUUGUCCUGCUGGUGAUGAAGGGUUUCAAAUUCCUCCUGCUGUAGCUCAUCUCUGUGAAGCUUUACCUCCUCCUGAACAUUAUUGGGGUCCUUACGUUGAUGUUGAUGCAAUGAUAGAAACCUUUAAAAAGAUUCAACUACCAGAAACUUUGCUCUUACCUGACAUUGAUAAUGGAUGUACCACAAAACUUUUUGAUACUGCAAAAUCUGCUCUCUGGAUUUUGGAGAAAAAUGGUGGAAGAAUGGUAUCUAAGCCGCAAAUUAGAACAGCCUCGAAAGAUCAACAACCACGUGAAGAAACACUAUUUGUAGAUAGUGAAGAUGAGGAUCAGAAUUUUGUGCCUCCUGCAACAGAUAUAUACCGUGUUCGGCAGAAAAGGAAGAUGAAAUAA
Gryllus bimaculatus (two-spotted cricket) is the source of this 1647-nucleotide messenger RNA. The record is from the annotation of a GenBank genome assembly. Lineage: Eukaryota; Metazoa; Arthropoda; Insecta; Orthoptera; Gryllidae.